Molecule: messenger RNA, 1251 nt
Organism: Microdochium trichocladiopsis
Lineage: Eukaryota; Fungi; Ascomycota; Sordariomycetes; Xylariales; Microdochiaceae
Exons: 1
Coding region: 1-1251 (416 amino acids)
Source: RefSeq, a predicted model, not a curated record
AUGCAGUUGCCAGCAGCCGCUCAGGUUCCGUGCUUCGAGUUCCGCCGGUACGACGACUGGUGCUCCAGUUCCCCAAUUGCCAAGUCUGUCAGCACGUCUGGCAACGAUACAGACAACAACAACAACAAUAGCAGCAACGCCACAGCCCCUGACUUCGUACAUCUUCCUACCACCACCACCACCAAGAACAACAACGACAACGACAACAGCUUACAAGUCCGCAAAGAUGGCUUUUGGUGCUACUCCGGUCCUGUCCUCAUCGGCACAAACGCCCGCGUGAUCCCUUCUAGCCUCGACCAAUGGGCUUCCACAACUCUGUCCAGCCCGUUGUCAGACGUGCUCUGGCCGUUUCUGGUCUACGCGAGACUCGUUCUUGAGCAGUUUGGCCUUGACCACUACUGGAUCUCUGUGCGUGCGACCCGAGCGAACCCAGAGUUUGACAUGCCAAGAUGGCACACCGACGACCUGUUCUUCGCCCGCGAGCGGAUGAAGCCAAAUGAUAUGGUCGACGGCGGUGGGCUGGCAUGCACUGUACAGCGAAGCCAGGAGGUCGCCCAUAGCACUGGCCGCGGGCUGCUAAGCAAGAUCCGUUUGUCCACCAAACUGCCUUCCGCCCUAUCCAAUGCUUUCCCCGAGGCUGCAUCGUCAUCGUCAUCACCGUCAUCAUCAACGCCAGCAUCGACAGAAACAGACUUCAAGCUCUGCACCACCCUGCUGGGCCCUUCGACAAAGUUCAUCCCGCACGCCCACCAGGCCGAAGCCCGGGCCUUGCAGGCCACUGCAAAGGCCCAGCUCGCUGUCGACCACACCUGCGUCGACAUACGCUGCGUCGGGUGUGCGGCCACAGCCGAGGCCGUGCGGGUCAAGCUCGCACAGGAUCUGGCGCGGCUGGGGUCCUGCCAGGCCGAGGAGAUGACUCUCAGCCCCACCACCACUACCGGUAAUGAAGAAGAAACAGGGGGAGGAGGAGGAGGAGGAGGAGAGGAACUGUGUGCUUCAACAGUGGAGGACAAGGAAGACAACGCGAGGAACGAUACUCAAACUGCCGCUGCCAGCGCGCGGAUGUGCUGCUUCUUCCGACUCGGUCCCGACAUCGGGGCCGUGCACUCGGAGCCUGCCCAGGGCGACCAGGACCGCAUCUUUGUCAACGUCGUGCCCGGCACGGAGCAGGAACUGCGGGGGCUGAUGACGAAAUGGGGCAUGGAGUUCCCCAGGUCGUGGGGCGUCGUGAGGGACGGCGGCGUGCUGUGA